Molecule: messenger RNA, 1385 nt
Organism: Ichthyophthirius multifiliis
Lineage: Eukaryota; Ciliophora; Oligohymenophorea; Hymenostomatida
Product: PCI domain protein
Exons: 6
Source: RefSeq, a predicted model, not a curated record
AUGGGACCAUAGAAAGAAACAGAAAAUAAAGAAAAUAUCUUAAAAUAACAAGAAAAAAAAGAAGAACUAAAAAAGCCAACUACUAUACUAGAAGAAUUAAAAUAUUAAAUUGUAUCAUUUGACAAAAGUGUUUUUUAAAAUGAUUUGAAAAACUCUUUUAAAAUAUCUAAGGGCUUAAGAAGGUUUAAAAAGUAUUUAAAAUCUCAUCAUUUUAAAAAAAUAUGGUCUACUUUAUUCCCUAAUAAUCCUAAUGAAUAUUAAUUUGAAAGAUUUUAAGACUUUGAUAAAUCUUUUGAAGAAAAUUUUGAUAUUUCAAAAAAAAAAAUUGCAAAAUUAUCUAAAUCUUAAGAAAUCGAAUUUUAUUUAAAAAUACUUUUUGUUUGUUAUCUUAUUUAAAAUAAACAUAUUGAUUAAGCAUAUGAAUUAUCUGGAUAAUUAUUUUCAAGAGUUUUCGAAAUAAAUAAAAAGCAUUUUGAUUAAUUAACAGCAUACAUAUUUUCUAUUAUGCUUACACGAGAGAAAUAAAGAAUUAAUUAUUAUAAAUAAGAGAAUAACUAUUUGACUCUUACAGAUUAUGUUGCAUUAGACACAAUGAAAUAGGUUAAGCAACUCUAAUUAACUUAAUCCUUAGAAAUUAUUUACAUUAUAAUCAUUUUGAACCUGCACAACAUUUUAUUUCUAAAAUUACUUUUCCUGAAUAAGCUCCAAAUAAUGAAUUAGUUCGUUUCUUAUAUUAUACAGGUAGAGUUAAAGCUGUAUAAGUAGAAUAUUAGGAAGCUUACUAAAAUUUAAAUUAAGCUAUUAAAAAAGCUCCAGAUACCACUGCACUUGGAUUUAGAGUUGAAGUAUAGAAACUUGGAAUUAUUGUAGAAUUUUUAAUGGGAGAAAUUCCUAGUAGAGAUAUUUUUACUAAAGCUGAAUAUUGGAAACCUCUUUAUCCUUAUUAUAAAUUAGUUUAAACUGUCUUAAAUGGAAAUUUAGCUGAUUUUACAAAUUUAGUUAAUUAAUAUUAAAAAUAUUUUAUUUCUGAUAAAAAUUAUUCUUUGAUUUAAAGGUUUUUUUUUAUUUUUAUUUUUUUAAUUUACAAUAAAAUAAUUUUUUUAGAUUAUAAUAAACAGUCAUUAAAACCGGUUUAAGAAAAAUUAACUCUUCUUAUAGUAGAAUUUCAUUUUAAGAUAUUGCUAAAAAACUAAAUUUACCUUAAACUCAUGAUAUUGAAUUUAUUGUUGCUAAGGCUAUUAGAGAUAACAUUUUAAAUGCAAAAAUAAACCACGAAUAAUAAUAUAUUGUUAUUAAAUAAGAAAAUGAUCUCUAUGGAAGUAAUGAACCAUAAAAAGCUUUCUAAAAAAGAAUAUCUUAUUGUUUGAACUUAUAUAAUGCAGCAA